Messenger RNA from Camarhynchus parvulus, 1670 nucleotides. RefSeq names its product homeobox D10 (gene HOXD10). Gene Ontology annotation, cellular component: nucleus. The record is from RefSeq and is a predicted model, not a curated record. Gene Ontology annotation, molecular function: DNA-binding transcription factor activity, RNA polymerase II-specific; RNA polymerase II cis-regulatory region sequence-specific DNA binding. Gene Ontology annotation, biological process: regulation of transcription by RNA polymerase II. The coding region runs from base 37 to 1056 and encodes 339 amino acids. The transcript is spliced from 2 exons. NCBI's taxonomy places the organism in Eukaryota, Metazoa, Chordata, Aves, Passeriformes, Thraupidae.
AGGACACAAUCUCUCUUCCUCAAAUUCCGCCCCAAAAUGUCCUUUCCCAACAGCUCUCCUGCCGCUAAUACUUUUUUAGUAGAUUCUCUCAUCAGUGCGUGCAGGAGUGACAGUUUCUACUCCAACAGCGCCAGCAUGUAUAUGCCACCUAGCACAGACAUUGGGACGUAUGGGAUGCAAACCUGUGGACUCCUUCCGUCUCUGGCUAAGAGAGAAGUUAAUCACCAAAAUAUGGGUAUGAAUGUACAUCCUUAUAUACCUCAAGUAGACACUUGGACAGACCCGAACAGAUCUUGUCGAAUAGAGCAACCUGUUACACAGCAGGUCCCCACUUGUUCCUUCACUACAAAUAUUAAAGAAGAAAGCAAUUGCUGCAUGUAUUCCGAUAAGAGAUCCAAACUCAUUUCUGCAGACGUCCCUUCCUACCAGAGGCUGGUGUCUGAAUCAUGCCCCAUUGAGAACCCCGAGGUUCCUGUCCCAGGAUAUUUUAGACUGAGCCAGACCUACGCCACUGGGAAAACCCAAGAGUACAAUAAUAGCCCUGAAACGAGUUCAACUGUAAUGUUACAGUUAAACCCUCGCGGCAGCUCCAAACCGCAGAUAUCUGCUCAACUUCAGCUGGAAAAGAAAAUGAAUGAGAACCCGAACAACCAAGACAGCACCGCUAAAGUCUCUCAAGUGGAAAGUCCCGAGCCCAAGUCCACGUUGCAAGAGGAGCGGAGCUGUCUGCCCGAAGGCUCCGUGUCCAGCCCAGAAGUCCAGGAGAAGGAGAGUAAAGAGGAAAUCAAGUCUGAUACUCCAACAAGCAAUUGGUUAACUGCAAAGAGUGGCAGAAAGAAGAGGUGUCCUUAUACUAAACACCAAACACUGGAAUUAGAGAAAGAGUUCUUAUUCAAUAUGUAUCUCACUCGAGAGCGCCGUCUAGAGAUCAGUAAGAGCGUAAACCUCACUGACAGGCAGGUCAAGAUUUGGUUUCAAAACCGCAGAAUGAAGCUCAAGAAGAUGAGCAGGGAGAACCGAAUCCGGGAACUGACCGCUAAUCUGACCUUCUCUUAAACCCUAACCCCGGGGGGGGGCACCAGUGAGGAAUGGGCACAGCACCACCACUUGAUAAAGGCAGGAGAGACUCUGGCAAAACCCGGCAUUUUCCAGUUUUGUUUUGUUUUGUUUUGUUUUCUGAUAGAAUGUGACUCUUCGUCCUUCUUUUAGCGCUGCAAGUGAAUAUGUAUUACUAUGAUGAGUAUAUAUAAAACCUAGCACGUGUAAUUUAUUUUUGUUCUCAUCGUAAUGCAGGGUAACUAUUAUUGAAUAUUAUCAUUUGGUCUUAACUUAUUGGAACUGUCGAACAUCCAAGCAAUGUGACUUUUUCAUGUUUUUACUAACAAAAUGGUAUUUAUGUGGGGCUGUUACACGGGCCAUAACAUUUUGAGUACAUUCAAUACUUUCAGAAAAAGAGUGGGGGAAACUGUGGGGGCGGGGGGAAAGAGAAGCACAUUAUAAUGUAACUAUUCUCUCAAAUGAACUUAGAGAUUGUCCUUCGUAAAAUGGAAUAUUUCCUUCUUCUCCAUUGUAGACAUUUCCUUGUGGUGCAUAUGUGGAAUAGUAGUCGUUCAGCAGCAAAUUGUCCUUCUUGUGCAUGUUCUGUUUGCAUGUAUAAUGCAAUAAACUCU